AUGAAAACUGUUCGGUUAUAGCCUUGGCGGAGGUGUAGGCGGGCUGGUGAUGUUCGGUAUAUAAGGACGGCUUGACUCGACGUCAAAGCAUCAGUUCCUUCUCUGAAGCGUUCGACUCAUCUACUUCCAACAAUAUGAAUAAGUACAUCGUUUUAGCUGCUUUGGUUGCCGUAGCGAUGGCCAAGCCGCAAGGUUAUGGUGCAGCAGCCGGCCAACAGCAACAGGGUUACGGAGGCCAAGCUGGACAGCAACAGCAGAAGCCGGCAUACGGAGCUCAGUCCGGAGCGGCUCAACAGCAACAAGGUUACGGUGCUCAAGUAUCUGCUAGCGCUGGAGCUGGACAGAGUUAUGGUGCUCAAAAUGGAGCUGCCCAGCAGCAACAGGGCUAUGGCUCUCAGGUUUCAGCAGCCGCUGGAGCUGGACAAAACUACGGAGCUCAAUCUGGUGCUGCUCAACAGCAACAGGGUUAUGGUGGUCAAGCCUUUGCUAGCGCCGGAGCUGGACAAGGUUAUGGUGCUCAAAACGGAGGUGCCCAGCAGCAACAAGGUUACGGCGCAUCCAGCACUCAGCAGAAACCAACUAAUACUUACAACAGCAAUGGAAACAGACCGUCCGCAUCCGCUUCAUCCUACGAACAGGAGCAACCCCCCAUGCCAUACAAAUUCGCUUACGCCGUCAAGGAUGAGCCCACCCAGAACGACUACGCCCACGAGGCCGAGAGCGACGGCAAAGUUGUCACUGGAUCUUACCGAGUCCUCCUCCCCGACGGCCGCACUCAGAUCGUCACCUACCGCGCUGAUGAGAACGGCUACGUCGCUGAUGUCAAGUACGAAGGUGAAGCUCAAUUCCCCGCACCAUCCAACGGCAAUGGCAACUACGGCAAUGGCAAUGGUGCUGGAAGCAACAACUACGGCAAUGGCAACGGUGCUGGAAGCAACAACUACGGCAGUGGCAGCAACGGAAAUGGCAACGGAAACAAUGGCUAUGGAAAUGGCAAUGCCAGGCCCAGUGGAAACGGCAACAACUACGGCAACGGAAACAAACCCAGCUCUUCAUAUUAACAAGCUUAAAGAUGUCGUGACUUCUGUAUUGUAUGGUCGUCAUGUUCAACUAUUUUUUUACGAAUCACUAUCAAAUUGAAAUAUACAUUAUGGUAAUU
Messenger RNA from Daphnia carinata, 1159 nucleotides. Its product is annotated as pro-resilin-like. Gene Ontology annotation, cellular component: extracellular matrix. The coding region runs from base 135 to 1061 and encodes 308 amino acids. NCBI's taxonomy places the organism in Eukaryota, Metazoa, Arthropoda, Branchiopoda, Diplostraca, Daphniidae. The transcript is spliced from 3 exons. The record is from RefSeq and is a predicted model, not a curated record.